AUGUACACAGCCGGUGAAACCAUUUCUGGAUACAUUCUCUUACAUGUAUCUGGUGUCUUCUCAGUAGAAAGUAUUACCCUUACUAUUGAUAAAGAAUCGGCUAUUCAUGUAGAAGAAGCCCAAGAAAACCUAACUACUAGUGAAAAAGCUCUUCGUCAUCUAGGUAAGUUUGUGAUUUACAAAGGGAGUGCUACUAAAGUUGAAGCUGGCAUUCAUAAGUUUCCUUUCCAGUUCAAAAUGAUGCCCGGUGAAGGAGCUACUAUUGACUACCGUAAAGUCAUUCAGGGUAAACGUAUCUUUGUUUUUAACAAGUACAUUUCUCGUUGUGAAGUACGUAUCUACGGUAUCUUUAAACCCGUCUCAGAAGCCCAGAAAGAAAUCAAUCUAGUCGAACCCCCACGUUCAGCCAAACGCCAAAGCACGCACCAUGAAGCUAUGACCGGCUGUUUCUGUUUCCGUAAACCCGUUGCUUCACUCUACCUGGAUAUGGAUGCCCUUUUAUACGCCGGACAAAGACACCAAAUCAAAAUCAGCACCGAUCAUGCCAGUCCUAUCCAGCACCUAGAAGCCGUCCUAGAAAUGUCUAUCAAAACCUUCUCCUCACCACCUACUCAAGUCACUUUCCCAGUCAAAAUCAUCCAAACUGAAACAGGUCUUUUUAUUGAACUAGAUCCACUCCUUCCCUCAGAAACCUCCAAAAACGAUUUCUUCACUAUCUCCUACCAACUGAUUUUUACUAUUUCCUUAAAAGGAAAUGGUAAUUUUUAUAUAACAAAAUCCUUAUCAAUCAGAAAUAGUAGAGCCCAUGGAGAUUAUCAACCACCAAUUCUACCCGAAAGUGCAAUCUACCCCGAGAAACACUUAUCUCUACACUGCUAG
Molecule: messenger RNA, 879 nt
Organism: Nematocida homosporus
Lineage: Eukaryota; Fungi; Microsporidia
Exons: 1
Coding region: 1-879 (292 amino acids)
Source: RefSeq, a predicted model, not a curated record